AUGGGGCCAGUCCCUCGACCGAGAGAUGUGAAGGAGCCGCAACUUGGUUGUCUCCGGAUGGAGGGGCCUUUACCCUUGCUGGGCCUAGGCUGGAUUGGUGCACUGUGUGGUGAGAGGGCAUUGACUGGUUUGGCUGGGUACCCUCAGCGUGCGGUAGUCAUGCUCGAGCUCAACGUUCUUGGCAUGAAGAUGGUCAUAUUUCUCGGACAUCUUGGUGACACUGGGCGCGAAGGCUUUCCAGCUCUGCCUGGAGAUUGGCAUCUGCUGAAGGUUUCCUCCUCUGGAGGUACCCCCGUGGAGGGUAUGGUGCUAGUCCCGUGGCUAUCCUCGGUAGGCAUAGCUGAGUGUGGAGUAAAGAAGAGGCGACGUGCAGAUAGGAGAAGGAGCCAGCUGGGCUGGUAG
Prunus armeniaca (apricot) is the source of this 402-nucleotide messenger RNA. The record is from the annotation of a GenBank genome assembly. Lineage: Eukaryota; Viridiplantae; Streptophyta; Magnoliopsida; Rosales; Rosaceae.